AUGGAGGAGGAAAAUGAUGAUGUGGAAAACGAUAUGGAUACAACAACACUGAUACCUCCAAGUGGCACUGACAGAAGCAAGCAAAAUUGGAAAGUUCGUUUGAAACGUAUAACACUCACGACACGUGUUAUAUUCGUAGUGGCAGUCUGCAUUUUUACUGUUGCAUGCUUAAUUUACUUUCUACAUGGUGAAAGUCAGAAAGGUACAGAUGGUGAACAAUGGCUAUGGAAAAUCACUUUAGAUCCUAUGCCGCCGAGCGGGCCAAUCAGCAUCACGAUAACACAUACCUCGUCUACUACUGAUGAAAUAACGCUAGAUGACGUACUGUUUGGUGACGUGUGGCUAUGUGGUGGACAGAGUAACAUGGUUUUUACUGUGACUCAAGUUUUCAAUGCAACAAUCGAAGCACUCAUAUCUUCUGAAUAUCCACAUAUCAGAUUAUUUACAGCCAGUGAGAUUCAUUCGGAAACACCACAGAAUGAUUUAACAUCAGUGAAACAACCUUGUGACGCCAAAGCUGACAGUGUACUGUGGAAUGCUAUGAUAUAUCCAUUACUGAAUAUUACAAUAAAAGGAGUAGUUUGGUAUCAAGGAGAAUCGAAUACAAUACAUGGUAUUAAACAAGAUUCCUAUUCUUGUACCUUUCCUGCAAUGAUAGCUGACUGGAGAGACAAGUUUUACAUUGGUACUGGAGGAGAAACAGAUAAACUCUUCCCAUUUGGAUUUGUACAGGUGAAAAAAACUAUCAAUAGAAAAAGUGCUGCGGUUACACGUGAAUCGAUCCAGAAAACAUUCAAGAUAACCGAAAAUGUUAGCUGGCUUUUGCCCAAAGUGCACCCGAGGUACAAACAAGAUGUAGGAUAUCGUUUAGCAUUGGCUGCAAAGGCAAUUGCGUAUAAUGAUACAAAUGUCAAAUAUGCUGGACCAUUCCCAAGUAAUAUAACAGUGGUGUUAUCUGGAGAUGCAAUAAAUGUUAUAUACGAUAGUAAGCAUAUCCGAGUGAACCAGGAUUCUGGGUUUGAGGUGUGCUGUUCAUCAACAAACAACUGUACAGACUUAUCAAAUGACUGGUUACCUGCUCCUAUCAUAUCCACCAUUGAUAAAGAUGGAAUUCAAAUCUCUACAGUGUUUUGUGAUGCUGCGACAUUGCAAGCUGUACGUUAUGCGUGGAGGGAUUAUCCAUGUUCUUACAAACAAUGUACCAUAUAUGACAAUGACAGUAAUUUGCCGGCACCUUUGUUUGUAUUUUCACUCAAAGGAAAGUAUUAA
Saccoglossus kowalevskii is the source of this 1269-nucleotide messenger RNA. Its product is annotated as sialate O-acetylesterase-like. Gene Ontology annotation, biological process: carbohydrate metabolic process. The record is from RefSeq and is a predicted model, not a curated record. Gene Ontology annotation, molecular function: sialate O-acetylesterase activity. NCBI's taxonomy places the organism in Eukaryota, Metazoa, Hemichordata, Enteropneusta, Harrimaniidae.